Messenger RNA from Cucumis sativus (cucumber), 2807 nucleotides. Its product is annotated as la-related protein 1C. Bases 341 to 2044 code for a protein of 567 amino acids. The transcript is spliced from 6 exons. Lineage: Eukaryota; Viridiplantae; Streptophyta; Magnoliopsida; Cucurbitales; Cucurbitaceae. Gene Ontology annotation, molecular function: RNA binding. The record is from RefSeq and is a predicted model, not a curated record.
AAACAAAGAGAGAGAGAGAGAGAGAGAGAGAGAGAGAGAGAGAGACAAAGCGUUUCAGAGAGAGAGAAAGAGAAUUCUUGUUUCUGAGCCUUUCUCCGCUGCUCUCCCACAAACCCCCUUCGUCUUCGUCUCUCUCUUUCUCUUUCUAUGAUCUGAUCGCUGAAAUUUUUGGAAAAACCUUCACAUUUUCGACUCCUUUUCCUUGUUUUCUUUCUUCAUUCCAUCUCUUUGGAACAGAAUUUUGAUCGCUUUUGUACAUUUCCCCCUUUUGUUCUUCGAUUAACCUAUCGGUUUCGCGCUGACAAAACCCUAACUCGCGGGUCUUUUUUUGUUUGUUUUCAUGGCUGCUACUAAUUUAUCUGAGAACAAUCCGGCAAUGGCCACCGGCGUUCAUCAUUCUCGUCAUUCCGGUCAAAAUAUAAGCAGCCCUAAAUCACGCCGCUCCCCACGUCCAGUGUCGUCGCCAUGGACUCAGAUUGUCCGCGGUGAGUUGGAAAUCCCUGCUGUUGUUCCGUCUUCACCAUCGAAUGUGACAUCUUCGGCGGCUAUUGUUGAACCGCGUUCUCCUUCGCCUUCUUCUUCACCGUCCUCUUCUUUAGCUGUGGAAGAACCAGCUGGAGCUGAGAGAUCAGAUAGUGGGAAUGAGUCACUGACCAAUGCGGGAAAUAAGCCUGCCUGGAAUAAGCUGUCUAAUGGGGCCGUGGAGGUAGGGCCUGUUAUGGGGGCUGUAUCUUGGCCAGCUUUAUCGGAGUCCACUCGGUUUACAAAUAAAUCGUCUUUGGAUUCGCCGAAAGAUUCAGCUGAUGGAUCUGUUGGCCCUGCAUGCGAGGGGACAGGAAUUCAACCAUCCUCACCGUAUAAAAAAUCUAUUAGUGCAAGUCCAAAUCCAAGUCCAAACCCAACUCUAACUCCAAAUCCAAUUCCAACUCCAACUCCAACUCCAGCUGCAACUCCAACUCCAGCUGCAACUCCAACUCCAGCUGCAACUCCAACCUUAACUCCAACUCAUCGUCAGAAAUCGAUGAAGCGUAGUGGUGCUGCCAGUUCAUACAGUGGUGGUGUCUCUCAACAAUCGGCAACUUCAGUUUCUACAAUUGAUACAACUCCUAAUAAUCCUUCAUCUAAGGACCACAUGCAGAGGAGUUCAUUUGCUUCACAAUCACACAAUGAUCAUAAUUAUCAACAUCAACCUAAUUCAUUUAGGAGUCGUGGGUCUGGUUAUCCACGUGGUGACAGUUCUCACCAUCACAACCAUGGCUCCAGGCGUGAUCAAGAUCGUGGAAACCAUGAUUGGAAUCCCCAUCGAAAUUAUGGACAGCCUCAGCGAGUUGUUCAAAGAUAUAUAAGGCCUCCUCCUCCCCCUAGUAAUGCUACCUUUAUUCCUUCAUCUAUGAGGCCUCUUGGGGGUCCUAUGCCUUUCCAUGAAUUUGUGCCUCCAGUGGUAUAUGUCGCAGCUCCUCCUCAAGAGGCCCUUAGAAGUGUACCUUUUGUGGCUCCAAUGCCACCUAAUGCAGUCUUUUUUCCUGCUUCAGACCCUCAGUUAUAUGCUAGGAUAGUCCAUCAGAUAGAAUACUAUUUCAGCGAUGAGAACUUAGUAAAAGAUACUUACUUGAGAAGGAACAUGGAUGAAGAUGGAUGGGUUCCAAUUCAUUUGGUUGCAGGCUUCAAAAUGGUUCGAUCUCUGACUGACAAUAUCCCUGUGAUAUUGGAUGCUUUGCGGUCGACAUCCACUGUGGUAGAAGUACAGGGGGAUAAGGUGAGGAGACGAAAUGAUUAUAGCAAAUGGAUAAUGCUUCCUUCAACUCCAACUUCUAACGAAGUUGCCCCACUAAGCCCUGCAAACUCCAGUCAAGAUUUGCUGGCUGCUGGUGUUCAGAGUAUUACGUUGGAGACUUAUAACAGUACAGAAGUUCGAGGUGAUUUUAAAGUCGAGGCUCUGCAAAGUAGAUCACCUCGGAAUUUCAAUAGCCAGUCACAGCUGCCAGGUACAGGGAAGCCAAAUAUUGGCACAGGUUUGGAUCACUCCUUUUCUGCAAGGAAAUAGACCUUGUACAUGAUGAAGCCCAUGCCUUUUAUGAGUACAAAAAAAAAAAAAAAAACAUAUAUGGGUAAUAGAGACUGAGGAGAUAAGUUAUAACACCGUGUUCUGUUAAAUAUGGAGGCCUUCUUGAUACACGAUGAAUCUUUUUUCUCUCGUGUGGCUUGGUAAAGAAGGUAAACUGUGGGGAAUAAAGACGCAAAAUGAAGGUAGUUAAAAAAAGAGAGAGAAACAACUCUAAGAAGUUUAAAAAAUACUCAAAACAUUUUCUUUUAACGGCAACUAAAGGGUAUUGAUGGUUUUGUGGGAUGUUGCCUUCGUUACAUAAAUUUAUUUCUUUUUUGUUCUCCUUGAUGAUGGGCAUGUACUUUUAACCAUGGAGAAUCUUGAUUGCUUCCCCAUGCUGGUGCCCCCCUCAGCUGGUUUUUCUUCUCGAUAUCCUCGAAAGCAAAAAACCUCAAGCCGUAGGGAACAAGACAGAAAUAGUUCUGGAGAGGAAGUAAAGAUGCUGGCUGAUCUUCAUUUUCGUUAAUUUAGAGAGAGACUGGCUUUUCUUUGGAUGCUCUAAUUGCAGCUCUGCUCGAUCUCGAAGGCUUUUUCUUUUUUCUUUUUUCUUUUUUCUUUUUUCUUUUUCUCAAGACAUAUCUUCUGCUCUCUAAAUGUCAAAUGGAAUAACUUUGCAUAUGAUAUUUACAACUUUUUGAAUAUUAGACUUGAUAAAUUGUGCCCGUUGGCGCAUCUUGAUGUGAACUUUAUUUUUCAUUCGGAA